AUGUGUGGCCUCGUCUUGGAAAUACGAACGUAUCCUGCCCGAACAUUGCAUCUAUCAGUACCGUUAUCAGGCAGUUCUCCGUUACUCUUUUCGCGAUGUGAACUUAAAUCCGAGCCUAUUUUGGUUGAACAGGGGGAAGCUGCCCUGAACGUUUCAACGUUCCUAGUAACAGACUUAACCGAUCGGCUGAAACUUCUGAUCCAGGAGAAAAAGUUUGCCGAGGCUCGACAAUUCGCAGUUAAUUUUGGUCUUGGUACCUCCUUGGUCUCAAAAAUGGAGUUACUGGCUUGUCUUGAGAUGCUAGCAGAGAGUGCAGAGCGAUUUAGUUCACCCACUCUUGGUGACCAAUUGAAUUCGCUACUCUCCAGCUGCGAUUCAACAUGUAGAAAAGCUGUAGAACUCCUCUCUGAAAUUGAGGUGCUAGAAUCUCCUGAAGUAGUCUUGAAAUUAGCAAUCGAUGCGGUGAUACCCAGGUUAGAGUACCAAUUCAAACUUUUGGAGACAAUCACGCUUAAGGCCGUCUUAGAUACAUUGAAACGCCUAGAGGCCUUCAGCCAGUUGCACAAGUAUCGGAAACUCAGUCGCACUUCGUGGAUCAAGUUUACGUCGGCUCGAAUAACCUCCGAAUUUAUUGAGUGCUUCUCCGGCUGGGAGGAAUACAGUGACGGCUUUAAAUUGUGGAGCAUGUAUAGGACGAAUCUGAUGUCGGAGAUGAAUUUGUCUUCUGUAGAGGCUUUUCUAUCGCUCAUUUCACUUAAACCCCUCACGUCUUCUGGCGAUGGCGGAACCUCUGGUAGUAGUUUGCUUGAAGUGGAAAGCACCCUUCAUGCCUGGCUCGGCGCUGAAUUAGUUCCUUCGCUGCUCUGUAGUUGCCCGUUAGCAUUGCCAUUAGUAGCCGCGUGGUUGGUGAAUCGUGUGAAGCAGCUUGAAAAAUUGGUCAACGAUUCUGUCGCCAAUUGUCCUUUUGAGUGGCCAGGCACCGCCAUCGCCUGGGUGGAAGGUUUACUAAGCAACGCUAAGCUGACAGGUAGCAGAAGCGAGAUAACACCACAGGAGGAGGUGAACCUCCUCGUGUCUGGACUAUGUAGCCGAAGUCCUGAAGUUGACCCUUUCUACCCUCUUCGGUGCUUACUGUUUGACUUGGUGACCGUCAAGGAGCUCCUUGAAAAGUACAAUUUCAGGCUUAGCUUAGAGGAUUGUGGUAAUCUGGAUGCAAAGUCGAUCGCCAUUAAGCUGGUGGAUGUCGCUGUCACUUCACGUGGUGAAAGUGAUGAUUGCGCUCCCGUGGUGCCUCGUGUCGCCAAUUUUAUCAAGGAAAGAGGCCUGAACUCUGACAUCGUAUAUUGUGACUACUGUUACAGUAUACUGGCAGUUGAGCCAACAACACUCCUCCACUUGCCAUCGCCAUCCAAAAAUGAAACGAAGCAACUGCCUAUGCCUGAUUCGACCAUCACCGCGGAACUAAUUCAGCGCGCUUGUUUGGCUGCCUCGUGGAUCACUUCGCUUGGCUGUCGGGACCUAAACCUUCACGUAUUCCCCUGUCAUCCGCCUGGGUCAUUUAUCGCUGUGCGAAUCUUAUUGAACCCAUCUGACAUUCUCUUGGAAGCUGAAGUUCAGGCUGCCCAGUUCCUUGUAAAAGUAGCUCCGCUGCCUUGGCCCUUACAAUUACAUUCGGUUGUGGACUCGGUCCUCGCUGAUCAUUCUCUCGCUCGACGAGGAAGGGAGAAUUCUGCCUUCCGAAUCCUCUCUCGUCAAUCCAACAGAGCAAAGGCUGCCGCUAUUCUCUCGGAGUACGAAAUAGAUUUUGACGAUCGACAUCCCUCUGGCCUGACUAGAACACUGAGCGCUCUUUUGCUGCAUGCUCCUCCACCCUGGUUGAAGGCACCUCAAUUAGCAUCCUCAUUCCACUCCUGUCGCUCCAGACAAGAGGUGCACGCAGACGCUCUCAGGGUGGCUCGUCUCCUCUCCCCGGCCUCUGCCACCUACACAUUUGCUGUUGCUCACCUUCAACUUGCCAUCGGUCAGGCACUUCACGUCAGCGGUGCAUGUCCGGUCAAUAAUCGGGAGCGAGUGGACUACGUGGUGCUUACGGUGUUUAAGGAACUGCUUUCUUUGGAAAUGGCGGGGUGUCAAAAUUUUGUAGAGAAGCUGUUUGCAACUGCUUUGCGUGACCUAGCCUCAUCCUGGGCAACUAAUUGCUGUGGAACUGAGUGUUCCUCCAUCUACUUGGACCUAUUUGCUUGCAUUUCUCUGGAAGCUGUCAGAACCUGUGGUCUCCAUAGCAAUGUUGUAAAAGAAGCCAGGCAGUGUCUCAGAUACAUCCAAUUGAGUCAAAAAAUCCUUCAGCAUCACCUCACACCCGGCUUCGCCAUUUUUAGCCAACUGCAGCCACCACUCAAGAUUAGUGCUGCGUCGAUCAAGUCUCUCUUUGAACAGUGUGGUGCCACCGACCCUUUCGAACCCCGAGUCGUCUCGUUGUUUAAUCUCUUAUUACGGUGGACAAAGACCUGCAACGAGACGACAGAUGUGGACAUCCUUCUUGUCGAAGCUUGGCUGUCUGACCAACGCUCACUUAGAGCCGUUGUCAUGGCUACUAAACAAUUACUCGAAAGACUCAUGAUGAGACGUAGUGGGCUAGCGAUUAGCCAAAAUGCAUUACAGCAACUCGUUACUGAUGCGCUCCUGCCGUUUGUCAUUAAGAUGAAGGAUGAUUUGGAAUUCGAUCAGGUGGCCUCUCUGCUGGAGUGUAUACGUGCUCUACUUGAAACAGACUUGGAAUCCGGCGUAGCACUACUUUCGGAAGGUCUGCAUCUGGCUGCUGAGUAUGCUUCCAAAUUGGGUCUUGAGAUUUCUGUUUCGAUUCCUAUGGUCGGAUCCUUGACCUCGCUUUUUAGCGAAGAUCUCUACGAUGGCUCCCAGCAAUUUAGUCAGAAAUCCGAUCAGGACUCCCACAUGGAUCAAUUGAAUUCGAAUUUGCGAGGAGAUUUGGUCGAGCUCAUGUCUCGGGUGCUGUGCGAGUACGUUUCCCAGUGGAUGAGUUUCUCCCUUGCCCGACUGUUUUCAGCCACGCGCCUCGACCUGCCACUUGCCUUUGGCCUCGCCGUCUGCUUACCCCUCACUACGAGUAGUUCCCAACUCCGCCAAAUCGUUGCAGCUAAUCCUCGAGCUGCCAAUAAAACACAGGUUGUGGCGUCGAUGAUAUUCAAGGCGGCCAACCUGCUUCCAUCUGAUGGAUCACCACAACUGAUAGAAAUGGCUCGCGGACUUUCUGUAAAUGCGAAAUGGGACGCUGCUUUGCGUGUCUAUGGGCUACGCUUAAGCAGACGCGACCCCCGCCCAGAUGUCGUACUGGGGCACUUGCUCGAAAUCGUGCCUUUGUCGUGUUCCCUCACCGCCACUCAACAGCCUCCGCUCUGUAGUACCUUUUCAACCCCGAAGCCCGUGCCUCCUGUGAUUGAAAUUGUUGAAUUCUGUCGGGAUUUUAACCUAGAUCCUCGACAGUCACUGCUGCAGCAUUUAAAAAUUCUUCUGGAAUCACCUUUUCCGGACAAGCUAAGUGUUUGUGGAGAUGGAUUGAAGUGUUUCAGGGAGUACUCUCUGGCGAAAUUGAGUCGUGCUGCUGAGAUUCAUAAGGCCCUUCUUAACUUCGCGUCCCUCGAUCGCGCUUUCGAGGAAGAGGUCCUUGUCGUCCUCCUCAAGCUCCUUUUCGCAAAAACCUCGCCAUACGACUACGAGCAACUCCGCUUUCUCCUCAACGCCAUUAGUUGCUCGGAGGAUAUGGAUCAAGCUCCUAAGAUGUAUAGCCUUCUUACAUUUCUCCGGCGCUAUAAGCUCCAACACGAUCCGAGUGGGUAUUCUCAUGAGAAAAGUCCUGGUUCAGCAUCUAUCGAAGAUCUUUCUGAUACCAGUGGGUACAUUUUGCAGAAGUACCGUCUUCCGUUCCACCCACUUUGCAGCUCAUCGGGAUUUCCUUACAUAAGCAAUGAAAUCAAUCGGGCAAACAUGUACAAGUGGCUCAAGUUGGAUGGCAUCAUGAAGUGGGGCCUCUCUGAUAGCAUCCGCAUCGCUGUGGUAUCGAAUGGCUUUAGGAGUCUCCAGAAGCUUGGAGUUUUGCGCUUAAUGCCUCAAAAGAUCACUCCAGCUGCUGCUCCAGGGCUCGGCCGGUUUUUCUCCUACACUGUUCCCGCCUCCUCUGCACCCCCCGAAUCUUGGAAAGAGGCGUUAGCCUGUAGAUCGGUCAUACGCAGUUUCCUAACCAGUGCUUAUCAUACUCUCCUUCCGGUUGCAAAUCGAAUGAGCGUUCUUGGGUUCCUCGGAGCGAUGUUUGCACGCCUCAGGGACGGAUCUGUAAAACUGCUCUUCCUUGCCAUGGUGACGCAACUUAUGAGCAGUUGGGUAGCCAGUGACAGCGUCUGUAGCAGUGAUGCAAACUCGCAUUCGUCCACUGGCAGUGAUGGUGGAAUCUCCUUGUGCGGCUCGGUCGGAUCCGCUGACAACUGCUCUCUUAUAAUCAAAAAGGCCCUGGAAGAAGCUAAUUCAUGCCGGCGAAGCCUGGCUGUUGAAGCUUGCCUUCAUCGCUUCAGCAUCACCAGACUUUGGCCCAACAUCCUCGAGAGAGCCUCGUCAUCUGCGGUACUGGUUGAACUGCUACUAAGCAAGUCCUGUCUGGUCUACACUUCGAGUGAACAGGAACAAGCCUUAGCCAACCAUCGACGAGCGGAGGUGUUGGCAAUGCUGCGGGCCGCUUUGCUCGAGCUCUUCUCAUUGCAAGAAAUUGACUUUGAGCAGUGGGCACGUCAGUUUAUAUGGCAGCAAUUACGUCUACCCAAGUCAAUUCGUCCAGCCACGUGGUCGGAGACAGUACGGCCUGGUUGUGACAUCGAGGCGAUCGAUCUGAACUCUACUGCCAUUGUCUUCGACCUCAACAGCUCAGCUCUCCUUCCCAGUGAACAGGCUGAUUUAUCAGUUAACAUUACCAUGGCCUCGCCAAAUAUUCUCAGUCCGCAACAGUCGAAACAUUGCCUCACUGCUCCUGACGCAGAACCGGUGGAGAACGACUUCGUUCUUGCAGAAUUCAUCGCAACUACAUCCACCUCUGCAAAAGAAGAAAUCACUCGCGUUCUCUCGGCGUACUUCCUUCCUCGUUCUCCUUCUCCUGAAGUACUGCGUUCCCUCGAUGCUCGAGAGGUGAAGAAAAGAUGGCGCGCCGCCAGACUCGUUCUUCGAUGUCAAAAGUUGCCACUGACUGAGGAUGCAACUGCGGCAUAUCUCCUUGCGCUAGCAACUCUAGCUAGGCGGAACUAA
Molecule: messenger RNA, 5304 nt
Organism: Mesocestoides corti
Lineage: Eukaryota; Metazoa; Platyhelminthes; Cestoda; Cyclophyllidea; Mesocestoididae
Source: the annotation of a GenBank genome assembly